CCUCAACACCAUUGUAACACAAGCUUCUCUUUGAGUCUCCUCUUCCAUUCCCAACGAAGUAAAAAGAACUUCAGCUUCCACUACAGACAUGGCAUCCCACCUCAGAUCUGCGAGCGUGCCUUCAAGCCCCUGCUCCCGUGAAACUGACAUCGAAGGACAGCUGCAGAGCCUAAACACCGCCAUCUCCUCACCCUCUUCGAACAUCGAGACGGUGUGUGAUGGGUUAAGGAGGCUUGGAGGCAUCUACGACUGCAUCGAUGAGCUCACAUCCCUGCCAAGCAGCCAGGUUCUCCUCUGCAAGCAGCAGCAGAGAAUUGCUGUUGAACAAGAGCUCGAGCGCUCCCUCGUCUUGCUUGACCUCUGCGACGCGGUGCAAGUGAGCUUCUCUGAGCUCAAGGCAAGCAUUCAGGACAUGCAGUUGGUUAUCAAGAGAGGAGAUGCAGCAGCUCUUGAGGCAAAGAUCCAGUCUUGGUUCCGCCUGACCAAGAAAGCACAAAAACAGAUCAAGAAGAUCAGCAAGAAGUCUUCUCCAACUGAUCUGGAGAGCUGCAGAGUGGUGAAUCUGCUGGCUGAAGCUAGAGACGCCGCUGUCACAAUGAUUGAGUCCUCAACAGAACUCCUGUCAAAGCAAAUUGAGAUGCCAAAUUCUGCUAAGUGGUCUCUUGUAUCCAAGGCAUUCCAGAAGAAAAGAGUUACAUGCAAGGAGGAGCAAUUGCAGGUGCUGGCAUUGGACAUCGUUGAUCUUGAGAGUGGAGUUGAGACUUUGUUCAGGAGAUUGAUCCAGAGCAGAGUUUCUCUUCUUAAUACUCUCAGCUUGUAG
Molecule: messenger RNA, 820 nt
Organism: Brachypodium distachyon (stiff brome)
Lineage: Eukaryota; Viridiplantae; Streptophyta; Magnoliopsida; Poales; Poaceae
Exons: 1
Coding region: 89-820 (243 amino acids)
Biological process (GO): root development; shoot system development
Source: RefSeq, a predicted model, not a curated record